Messenger RNA from Lichtheimia ornata, 1080 nucleotides. RefSeq lists its product as uncharacterized. The transcript has 4 exons. The record is from RefSeq and is a predicted model, not a curated record. Lineage: Eukaryota; Fungi; Mucoromycota; Mucoromycetes; Mucorales; Lichtheimiaceae. Gene Ontology annotation, molecular function: hydrolase activity. Bases 1 to 1080 code for a protein of 359 amino acids.
AUGGGAGACGUCUAUGUAGUGUCUCGGUCACUGGUUAGCGCUACCAAAAAGUACAUUUUCUUGGUGCCAGUACGCAUACGAUACAAGUUGAUCGCAUCAGGCCUACGCUUUCCGUUUUCUAUCCAGAGGCCUUUACUCAAGAUGAUGCAAGCGCCAGAAAGCGAACACUUCUCAAGCAUACAACGAGUUCGUUUCAAGACAUGGGUUGGUGAUUGGAUCGUGCAAGAUAUCCACAAGAAGCAAAAGAAUCCGAGAGGAUGGGUGGAAAUGACGGCUGCUGAAGCAGACCUUGUGGUGAUGUAUAUUCAUGGAGGUGGAUUUCAUCUUGGGACAUCGACUCAGUACAUGCCGGCAUUCUUGAACAUGAUCUCCCAGCUCAAAGACAAUCAUCAGCUAAACGAUGUACGCAUUCUCUCGGUCGAUUACUCUUUAUCACCUAUGGCUGCUCAUCCAACGGCAUUGAAUGAAUGUGUAUCGGCGUAUCGUUACCUUGUCCAUGAUCUCAGCAUUAGCCCUUCUCGGAUCAUUGUCGCUGGUGAUAGUGCUGGUGGUAAUCUCACAGCAGCGACCCUGCUAAAAGUACGGGAUCAACGACAUCAUGAAGAUUUAGCUGAGCUUCCACCUAUUCCAUUACCUGCUGGAGCAGCCUUGAUAUCUCCUUGGAUUGAUCUCGAUGACGAUCAUUCGAUUACAGCUGAAAAUGAUGUUGACAGUGACUUUGUACGAAGUUGGCAAAUACGGAGCUACUUCUCGGGAUACUUGCCACAACUCGCUCAAUUGAAUCAGCAAGAGCGUCAAGCAGUGCUACGACAACCCUAUGUAUCGCCUAUCUACGCUGAUUAUCGUGAAUUUUGUCCCGUAUUGUUGACAAUGGGUGGUGGAGAGUUUCUCAAGCCGCAGAUGGAAGCGUAUGCCAAAAAGCUAAAGAAGGAUGGUGUUGAUCUCGACAUAGCCACGCGACCUGAUGCACCCCAUGAUUACAUUGUCGAGUCAAAUGUAGCAGUAUCAAAAGAGCAAUGGCUGAAGGAUCUCAAAACAUUCACCGAUUGGUGUGCCAAGAGAGUAGUCGUGAGCAAAUAA